Molecule: messenger RNA, 591 nt
Organism: Spirodela intermedia
Lineage: Eukaryota; Viridiplantae; Streptophyta; Magnoliopsida; Alismatales; Araceae
Source: the annotation of a GenBank genome assembly
AUGGCGAACCUCCUCCUUCUCCUCCUCCUCCGGCAAGAUCGCCGCCGCGGCGCCCCCGCCAUCUUUACCGCCAUUGUGUUGUUGGCGGUUGCCGUCGUUCUGACGCCGGCGGCGUCGGAGCAGUCGAACGAGGGCGUGGAUGCUCCAUCGGCGCCGGAGAAGACGGUGCGCGAGGUGCUGCGGUCUCACGGGCUGCCGAUCGGUCUGGUUCCCCAUGGGGUGAAGGAGUUCCGGAUCGACGGGGAGGGGAGGUUCCAGCUGCAGUUGGAGCGCCCCUGCAACGCCCGAUUCGAGAACGAAGUCCACUACGACGCCAACAUCACCGGGACGAUUAGCUACGGUGAGAUGGCAGCGCUCUCCGGGAUCACGGCGCAGGAGCUCUUCCUCUGGUUUCCUGUCAAAGGCAUCCGCGUAGACAUCCCUAGCUCCGGCCUCAUCUACUUCGACGUUGGCGUCAUCUUCAAGCAAUUCUCCCUCUCCCUCUUCGAAACUCCCCCCGACUGCAAGGCCGACCAGCCUUCCGGCGCCGACCUCCACGAGGGCAUAGAGAUCGCCCUCGCCAUUGAGAAGGUCAGUCUACCUCCGAUUUAG